Molecule: messenger RNA, 7763 nt
Organism: Pygocentrus nattereri (red-bellied piranha)
Lineage: Eukaryota; Metazoa; Chordata; Actinopteri; Characiformes; Serrasalmidae
Gene: dlg5a
Product: discs, large homolog 5a (Drosophila)
Exons: 35
Coding region: 1-5955 (1984 amino acids)
Biological process (GO): regulation of apoptotic process
Molecular function (GO): protein binding
Source: RefSeq, a predicted model, not a curated record
AUGGAGCCGAAGCAUAAAGAGUUGUUACACCAGUGCCACCAGAACUUACUGGAGUCCAUCACGGAUGCAGACCAGCUGAUCGAGCUGCUGAGCAAAUCGGGGACCCUCAGCGAUCGGGAGAGGUUCGAGCUGGAUCAGAACUGCCCGUCCAGCUCAGAGAAAGUGGACCAGCUUUUGAAGAUGCUGAUGAGCAAGGAGAGCGACCAUUUCCUGGACCUGUGUGUGGCACUGGAGAAAACCUACCCUCACCUGUACUCUGCCCUGUUCACCAACGGCGGAGGACCCGCUGACCACUCGGGGUCCACCUACAGUGUCCUGUCCACUAUGCCAUCAGAUUCCGAGAGCAGCAGUUCCCUCAGCAGUGUGGGUACCAAAGCCUCAUCACCUCCACCUGCGCUCAAUGACAACCGGCCAGCCAGUGAGAACCUGGACACCAUCCUGUUCCAGCUGAGACAGGUGACCAGGGAACGGGACGAGCUCCGAAAACGCCUUGCUCUCGCGUCUCCAGGCACCACCUUCGAUGACUGCAGGCCAAAUUCCAAAGCUGGUCAUGAUUACGAGAGGCUCAAGACGCAAUGCAUGAAGGCCAUGGCGGACCUGCAGUCUCUGCAGAACCAGCACACCAAGACCCUGAAGAGAUGUGAGGAGGCCGUGAAGGAAGCUGACUUCUACCACAUGCUGCACAGUCGUCUCCUGAGUGAUCAGUCUCAGCUGAAGGAGGAGAUGGAGGUGAUGAGGAGAGAGAAUGCUCAGCUUGUAAGAGAGCACAACCAUCUGAAACAGAGCUGUGAAGAGCUCAAGAGACUUCACUCGGAGGACCAGAAAGAGGUGGCUGAUAUGAGACUGCAGCAACAACAGGUCAUUAGAGAGAAUGGAUCAUCAGAGGUUCUGAAGCUCUAUGACACAGCCAUGGAUAAGCUGGAGGGGCUGAAGAAAGAGUACGACAGCUUGAGCAAACGGUAUAGCGAAAAGGUAGCCAAUCACAACACGGACCUGAGUCGACUGGAGCAGGCAGAGGAGGAGAACAGGCGGCUGCAGAAACAGCUUGAAACUUUGAUAAAGCAGAGAGACACGGCCAUCCACUAUCAGCAACAGUACUCCGCCUCAAUCCGGAGGUUUGAUUCAGUUCAGCAGGAGCUGAAUAAGACCUCUUCUCAGAAUAAGGAGCUACAGAGAGAGAUGGAGAGGCUGCAGUCGGAGGUGACACGCUAUAAGAACUUCCAGCUGAAGGCGGUGAAGGAUGCUGAGAAGUAUAAAGAGGAGCGGGACUCUGUGUUUAAUGAGUACAGGCUGAUCAUGAGUGAAAGGGACCAGGUGAUUAAAGAGGUGGACAAGCUGCAGACAGAGCUAGAGGCAGCCGAGGCUCGACUGAAAAACACCUCAUCGGAGAGGAUGGUGGCCAGCGAAGAGUUAGAAGCGCUCAGACAGGAGCUUAAUUCAUCGCUGGUGGAUCGAGACCGAGCCAUCUGUGAGCGGAACGAGCUGCUGGAGAAAUACUGCCAUGAAGUGAAGGACAAGGCGGAGGCGCAGAAAGAGCUGAGUCAGGCCUGUAAAGACAUUGAGACUGUGCGUGAAGAGCGAGACGUGGCCAGGAAAGAGAGAACUGAAGCCAUCAUCCAGAGGGACCAGCUACUGCGGGAGUACUACCAAGCCAGACAGAAACAAGACACAGCCACUUUGGACAUGGAGCGUGCCAAUAAGGAGAUUGAGGUGUUGAGGAAGCAGUGUGAGGCCAUGUCUCAGGAACUGAAGGAGGCUGUGCAGGAGGCUGAGGUUGCGAAGUGCCGCCGAGACUGGGCCUUCCAGGAAAGAGACAAGAUCGUGGCAGAAAGAGAAAGCAUCCGAACCCUGUGUGAUAACCUGCGCAGAGAAAGGGACCGUGCUGUUAGCGACCUGGCCGACGCCCUGCGCAACCUAGACGACAUGAGAAAACAGAAGAAUGAUGCUGCUCGGGAGCUGAAGGAGCUAAAGGAGAAGAUGGAGAGCCAGCUGGAGAAGGAGGCACGCUUCUGCCAGCUGAUAGCACAUAGCUCGCAUGAUUCAGCCAUAGACACAGACUCGCUGGAGUGGGAGACUGAAGUAGUGGAGUUUGAGAAGGACAGGGAUGACAUGGAUUUGAAGGCAUUGGGGUUUGAUAUCGCAGAGGGGGUGAAUGAUCCAUAUUUACCUGGGGAUUGUGGGAUUUUUGUGACCAGAGUGGACAAAGGAAGUAUCGCGGACGGAAGAUUAAGAGUGAAUGACUGGCUGCUGAAGAUAAAUGACAUAGACCUGACUAACAAAGACAGGAAGCAGGUCAUCAAAGCUGUGCUUAAUGGAGGAGGUGUGAUCAAUAUGGUGGUGCGCAGGAGAAAGUCUUUAGGUGGAAGACUAGUUACUCCUGUCCAUAUUAAUCUCAUCGGACACAAAGACAGCGGCAUUGGUCUGGAGGGUGGAGUUUAUGUGACGGCUAUAGCAGCAGGCAGCCCGGCUGCCAGAGAGGGCACUCUUACCAUUGGAGAUCGCCUAAUAGCUAUAAAUGGAAUCGCUGUGGAUAACAAAUCUGUGACGGAAUGUGAGGCUUUGCUGAGGGGCUGUAGGGAUUCGCUCAGCCUCUCCCUCAUGAAGUUCUUUCCCCAGAGUACAUCAGGACAGAACAUCUUUGAGACGCUGAGGGAGGCUGAGAAGUCCAACUGCAGAACACUCAUGUCUGAGGUUCACUCUCGCAACAGCAGGAACCUCAAACACAACAGCUCGACACAGACGGACAUCUACAGUAACGAGGCUGGAGGAGAGAGGAGGAAGGCCAGGGCUGAGUCAGAGGAAGGCGGAUUCUCAGAGAGGAAGUCGCCUUUCCCCAGCUCCACCCUGCACCCCAGCAGCCUCCGGCCAGCCUCAGAGCUGGGGGGCCGAUACAGCGGCAGUGCCUUCCAGGAGGUCUGCUACACCCGCGCCGAGUCCACCGGGCCUGAUUGCGUUGCCCUGGAGAUGGCGGCAGAUAAGAAGCACAGUGGUGGCACCUGGCCCAAGAUGGUGGUGGGAGUCGCCAUGACGACAGACAGUCCAGCACAGCUCUCCAUCUACAAAUCGCCCAAACAGCGGAAGUCCAUCUUUGACACAGAUACCUUCAAGAGGCCAGACACACCUUCCAAGACGGAGUACUUGGCUGGGCACUCGCCACAGCCCUCCAAGACAGAUACUACUGCAGCACCCCCCACCCCUCCUACCCGAAGUGACUCCUUCAAGUUUAAGCCCAAGCAACAGAGUGGCUCGGCCUCAGAUUCCACCAUCACUGAGCCCAAACGGGAGGACCGCAAUGGGAACCUGUACUUCACAGAAGGAAAAACACUGAGCUCCAGGAAGUCCUGUGAAGAGGACAUAGGGCGUGUGCGGGUGGAGGAGCCUGAAAUGAAGCGGCCAAGGCCUAAAUCAGCCCCAGCUCUCAGACGCAGGAUGACUCCUCAGUCCAUCCCCCUCCAGAGUUUUCAAAGCUACUCUAACGAUGGGGACUGUUUAGAGCAGCGGGAGGUGUUGCGCUCAUCUCCUAGCCGACCUCACAGACACAGCGUGGGUUUUGUUCCUACGGUCUAUAACGGAACUCUGCCACCCAACUCUGUGCAUCGUGGUCUUGCCCCGUGCACAGCAGUGACAGCCGUCAUGAGGAACCCUGUUUACACUGUCCGCAGCCACAGAGUGCAUACCAGCAACUGCCCCUCUGUCGCCAGCCAAAUCUGCCAUCAGCACACGCAUACCAGUCCCCAGCAUCAAGGGCGUCUGAGUCUGGACCUUAGCCAGCAGAAGCGUUCUGCUGAGUACUCGGACUCCUCCCGCAGCAGCCGAGCUUCUCAUGGCACCAACUCGCUGCCGUCCAGUGCCAGACUCGGUUCAUCCAAUAAUGUACAGUAUCGCACAGAAAGGAUAAAAAUCCCCUCCACACCCCGUUACCCACGCUCUGUGCUGGGCUCUGAUAGAGGAUCUCUGUCCCACUCAGAGUGCAGUAGUCCCAGUCUCAUCACGCCACCUCUGUCCCCACUCAACCUGGAGACGUCCUCGUUUGCCUCCAGCCAGUCACAGAACUCCAUCUCCACGCUGCCCCGCAUCUCUGUCAGCCCCGUGCCCACGGGAGAGCGCCGGAAAGACAGAUCUCUGUACCGUAACAGAUCGUUUCUGAGAAUCCCUCUGGCUGCUAGGCCUAGGUUCUCCUCUCUCAGAAGCCUGAGGCCAUACCUGGAAGAGCCGCGGAAUGUCAUUGUGCACAAAGGGGCCGAACCUCUUGGCAUCUCCAUCGUCUGUGGCGAGAAUGGAGGGAUCUUUGUGUCUAAGGUGACAGGAGGCAGCAUUGCUCACCAGGCAGGCCUGGAGUAUGGGGACCAGCUGCUGGAGUAUAAUGGGAUAAACCUGCGUAAUGCCACCGAGCAACAGGCACGUCUUAUCAUUGGCCAGCAGUGUGACACAAUCACCAUCAUGGCCCAGUACAACCCCCACAUGUAUCAGCUUGGAAAUCACUCCCGCUCGAGUUCUCGUUUGGAACCAGCAAGCACCCAGUCCACUCCUCAGGGCAGUGGUGCUACCACCCCAGAUAACCACUCCACCAUCGACACCCUCAGUGAGCAGGAUGAAGGCACCCUCACUCCGUCAUCAAAACAGACUACACCUACCACAAGCCCUCAUAGCUUCAUCAGGAUGUCAUCAGACUGCUCUAAGAAGAUUCCAGAACCUCGUGUGGUAUCCGUGAGGAAGACUCAGGUAGAGCUUGGUGUUCAGAUCUGUGGAGGGAAUCUGCGAGGAAUCUUUGUGGAGAGGCUGGAGGAGGACAGUCCUGCCAGGGGGGCAGAUGGCCUCAUGCCUGGAGACUUGAUCCUGGAGUAUAACUCGGUGGCUAUGAAGAAUAAGACUGCAGAAGAGGCUUACCUGGAAAUGCUCAAGCCAGCAGAAAUGGUCACAUUUAAAGUCCAGCCUCGUGUGGAUGACUUCAACCAGCUGAAGGAUACUGCUUGUGAUGGAUUCUAUAUCAGAGCACUUUAUGACAGAGUGGCUGAGACUGAGUUGGAUCUCUCCUUUAAGAAGGAUGACAUUCUCUAUGUGGACGACACACUACCGAAGGGCAACUUCGGCACCUGGUUGGCUUGGCAACUCGAUGAAAAUGCACAAAAGAUGCAAAGGGGGCAAAUUCCAAGUAAAUACAUGAUGGAUCAGGAGUUCUAUCGCAGACAUAGCAUGACAGAGCUGAAGGAUGAGUCUGGCUCCAGUAAAACCCUCUCCGCAGCUGCGCGCAGGUCCUUCUUCCGCAGGAAACAGAAGCACAAACGCAGUAGCUCCAAAGAUGGCAAAGACUUGCUAGCCCUGGAUGCCAUCAGCACAGACUCCAUACCAUUUUUAGAGGACUGUGUGAGCCUAGCCUACCAAAGGGUGCAGAAAGUAGACUGCACCUCUCCCAGGCCAGUGCUAAUCCUGGGCCCACUUGUGGACCCUGUUAAAGACAUGCUGGUUAAAGAAUCUCCAGGGAAAUUCAGCAGAUGUGUACUUGAGGUGAUGAAGGCCUCUCAGCAAGCCAUUGAACGAGGGGUGAAGGACUGCCUCUUCAUUGACUACAAACGGAGGAGUGGCCACUUUGAUGUGACAACAGUUGCUUCCAUCAAGGAGAUCACAGACAAGGACUGUCACUGUUUGCUUGACAUUGCACCUCACGCCAUCGAACGGCUUCACAGCGUUCACAUUUACCCAAUCGUCAUUUUCAUUCGCUACAAAAAUGCAAAGCAAAUAAAAGAGCUGAAAGAUCCGGUAUAUCUGCGGGAUAAAGUCUCUCAAAAACAUUCCAAGGAGCAAUUUGAGGUUGCACAGAAGAUAGAGCAGGAAUAUAGCAAAUUCUUUACAGGUAUUGUCCAAGGAGGCACGUUGCCCUACAUUUGCACUCAGAUCGUGACUAUAGUGGAUCAAGAGCAGAGCAAAGUCCUGUGGACUCCGCUGGGCUCUCCCUAGGUGGCUGAGCGUGUGCUCUCUGCUUACUGCCUCUCACACCUGAGCUUACACUAUGCUUUACACUCACACUAUACACAAAGGUACACUACAGUGAGCAUCGCGGAUAUAUAGUGCUCCUCCGUUUUUCUUUCAUGAUUAAUUUUCUGGUUAAUUGUAACAUUUUAUGUUUAAUUGUAACAGAGCCUCUUAUUUGUGAGUGUGUGUGUGUGUGAGUGUGUGUGUGUGUGUGCGUGUGUGUGUGUGUGCGUGCACGUGUGCCUGUGUCCGUGUGUGCAGAUGCAGGAUUAUAGCACUGAAGUUUUCAUUGUUUUCCUUUGGUCUUCCUGACAGACAUCUAAUGAUUAGUAAUGCUGCAUCUAAGACACUUGUUUACAGAAGAAUCAGUCCGUGAUUUGUUAUUUAAUGUCUGCUUGAAUGUGUACUGUCCCCUUAUCUUAAUGAAGUCAUACCUUGUCCACAACCCCCCCUUCCCCAACCCCCUCUCCCACCCAGCCUAAAACCAGCCCUGUAUUUCAACCCACUUUUACCAAAAUGGCAUGUGUAUCUCUGUCAUGUUUUACACGUCACUUCAAGGACUGAAAACUCAUUGUGGGUGAAGAGUAACUUGUUGUAAGAUUGUUUGUUUAAAUGUAAUAAUGACUGUUGGUUUGCAUCAUAGUGCUUAUAUUUUGGGUUGAGUUGAACAGCAACUAAGCGGAUUUUUACGGGCCAAAUGGAAGUGCCUUUGGAGAUCUACUGAGCGUAUGACAAUGGCAUGUUAUUGAGGUGAAAGGCUGAUGUUUGAAACUCCUCAGAUUGCACUCCAGGGCUAGACAGACCACUGUGUUAUCAUUCUCAUAGAGGAGAAUAUAUAUUUAAAGAGAACAUGAAAUCUAACACACUUGUACUCAUGCAUACAAUACUGAAGUACAGGCACUCUAAACCUGUACGUAUGCAAACUCAUCAAAAUAUAUAGAUCUAUAUCUACAAAUAUAAAUAUAUUAAAUGUAUUUUGACUAGGCUAUCAGUCUAGGAGAGUACAGCAGGUGUUCAGUCAGGUCUUAGCAGAUAUAAGCAUGUUCUUUUUUUUUUUUGUAUUUCUCGUCUUUUUCUCUGUUCAUUAGUCACUUUUAUAUGUACCCACUGCAAAACAUCAUGGAAGGAAGAGAUGCAGGGUAAAUAUAAUUAGGUCUCUUAGGCUAAAACUGUUGAAAUGUUAGUCAUUUUACAUGUGUAUUUAAUUCUUUUUUAUUCAGCAGGCACAGUCAUGUCCUACAUUCAGACCAGUAGUCCCACCAGUUUUUGUGCCAAAAUUCAAUGUCAGUUUCUUUUAUUUCUGUUUUGCACUUGCAACGUUAUGGACCCUAAACAAUAGCUGUUCUUAGGUUUCCAGUAGAGGUUGAAAAUAGGUACUAUACUUAUUACUUUAAGAUUAAUUUUCUUUUAAGUGUAUCACUCAUGUUCUGUACAUUUCAUUAAUUGCCUCUUCUUAAAUGAGUAAAAAAGAAACAUUGCAUUAUUUACAUUCUCGUUUAAAAAGGGAUUUCGUAUUGCACAAUUUUCUCAAAGGAAAAUCAGUCCUUAUGUUGACUAUUGGGUUGAAAUUAGGCAUUUUGUUUUGAGUGAAUUCCACAUCUAACUGUUUUCUGAAUAGAUAACAAAGAUCAAAAUGAGAGGGAUUCAACGCAACAUGCUUGUUGUUUUAGGAGCAAUGACUAGAAGGCAGGUACUGUCACAAUUGGGAUUUUCAAUAUUAAAAAAGAAUGUGAUUUGUAUGAGCUGUUAAACACAUUAACAUGAGAAUAAAAGUCAUUUUCUGUAUCACACUA